AUUUUGAAAUUUCAGCGGUGGAGCGUUUGUUGUGUCAUCUGGGGCUGAGGUGAAGCGUUUUCAAUACUGGGAGUUGAAACUUGGUUAAAAACACUGGCUUAGAAAUGUCUUUUUCAAGAGCCCCACUGAAAAGAUUCAACGAAUACGUAGGUUGUGCCCCACCACCGGGGUCCUAUGAGAUUAAACCAGGGGACGUGAAGGGAGCUGUGUCCUUCAUCAAAUCUGAUCGUUUUAGACCUGUUAAGACAGCUGCUGAGGUAUUUCUGCCACCACAGUCUCCUGCCAGAAGUGUCCUAGUGUCACCUGUGCGUAGGACAAUGUCGGUUGAUGGUCUUGUUGAGUCAAGUGUAAAGAAAGAGAAGAAUGGAAUGACCGUGGAAAGGAAGCAGCAGCAACUCUUGGAGAAAGAGAUCCGAUCUCUGAUUCAGCAGCGGGGGGAGCAGGACCGUCGCUUGCUGGCCCUGGAAGAGGAGUUGAAGAAGCUGGAGGCCAAGCUUCUGGCUGCAGUCAGGGAGAAGACAGCGCUUGCUGCCAGUGUUACCACCCUUGAAAGACAGCAGGCUGAGCUCAGGAAAGUCAACGACUUCCUAAAAAGCAAGGUUUCUGCUGACACUACAAAAAAGCGAAUCAAUUCACUAACAAUGGAGCUAAUAGAGGCCAGGAACACUUUGGAUUUAAAAAACAAGGAGUUAGGUGUCCUGCAGGUUAACAGUGAAGGCCAACUGAAGGUACUAGAAACUGACCUCCAAGCUUCCAGGGCUACUGUCACUGCUCUAAAUGAGAGGAAUAAAGACUUGGAGGACCUCUAUCAAGAAAUGAAAACCCAGAAUAAAGAGCUAGAGAAUGAGAAUGUCAGGUUACAUGCUGUGAUAAAGGAGCUAAGGGAGGAGAUGAAAAUGGUGCAGGAGUAUCUGGACACAGCCAACGAGGAGAUCCAGGAUCUCCGCUUGAAGCUCAAAGAGAAGAUACAGGAGGACAUUGUUGCAGGUUCUCACCUGGAGAAAGUAAAGCAACUAGAAACCGAGCUAGAGCAGUGUAUGACUGACUUACAAACUGCACAAUAUAUGCUGAGACAAAAAGAAGAGGAGGCAUUUCAGUUCCAACAAGAGCUGCAGGCGUCAAAAGAUACUUUAUGGGAAGUGGAAAAGAGACUUGAGAACCAAGAGCUGGAGCUUAAAUCUUCCCAAAAGGCACUGAGUGACAUGGAGGAGCAAAUGAAGCUGGCUAACCAAGAAGUUCAUGACUCUCAAGCAACAGUGCGUCAGCAGGAGGCUGAGCUUGCUAGGCUAAGAGAGGUGCUCAGACGGACGGAGAAGGAGCUGGAUGAGAGAGUGGCGCAUCUUGAACAGCGGUGUCUUUUCUCUGAGGAAGAGAGAAGCAGGACUCAGGAGGAGGGACUGAGGAGAGUGCAGGAGUUGAAGACUGAGCUCAGUUUGCUAAAGGAGGUGAAACGAGAUGAGAGAAAGAGACAGAUUCAGCUUCAUCAAGAACAUGCUGCUCUUACUGAGGAACUGAUGAAAGAAAAGGCACUUGUAGACUCCCUGUCUGUGCUGGUGACUCAGGAGAGGGAGGAGUCUGAGCAGGCAAUUAGACAGCUAAAGGAGGAGAUGGAGGAGGUAUUGGGAGAGCUUGCUAUCUUGGAGGACCAAGAUCAGAGGAAGCAGGAGGUGAUGGAGCAAAGUCAAGAAACCCUCCAGAGACUGCAAGAAGCAAACAGUAAUCUGGCCAAACAGCUGAGUGAUACCAGGGCCCUGAUGGAAAGUAAGAGCUGUGACAUCAUACAAGAGGCACACAAAAACUCAAUGAGCAAGAUUGUCACAGAGUUGGAAGGCACCAAAGAGGCUCUGAAGGGAGCAGAGGAGAGACAGAACGAACUGGAAGAAGAGUUGGAGAGAGUGAAAAAUCAGACGAAAGAGAUGGAAAGAGAGAUUCAACUGAAAGAGGAGGAGAUCAAGAGAGUGCAGGAGGGGUUCGAGGAGCAGCAAAGAAGUCAUUUAGCUGAAUCAAAAGCCAUAGAGGAGAACGCAAGAAUAUUGCUGGAGGUGCAGAUUUGCCUUGCACUAAAAGAUGAGGAAAUGAAAGCCAUGGAGGUGAGCCACACUGCCCUCAUAAGUCAGCUACAACAGGAACUACAGCUGCAGACAAAUGAGAAAGAAGAGGCACUGGGACAUCUAGAGGAACACAGAGCUUGGUGUGUUACCCAGAUCCAAAAUGAGAAGGAGAAAGCCCAGAAACAGCUUGAUGAGGUCAGCCAGGAAAAAGAUGAACUAAUGGAACAGCUCCAACAUGAAAGAGAAGAGAAGCUUAAACUUCAGACAGCUCUGCAGGAAGAAAGGGGAACACUGGAGGCUGAAAGGAAGCAGCACCAGCAGGACAGGUUAGAGGUGCUCAGAGUACAGGCCGAGCUUGUGAGAGCAGAUGAGGAAAAGAAGAAUCUCCUAUCUAAGGACGAACAACAGCGUGCGAGCUUCCAUGCUCGAAUAGAGCUCAUGGAGGAGAAAAUGCUGGCUCUGCAACGGGAGGUGGAGGAGCAACAGCAAGGCAGACAGGCUCUGCAGGAGCAGGUAGCAGUACUGACUCAGGAGAAGGUUAUGCUGCAGUGGGAGAUGGAGGAGCAGCGACAGGAGCUACAAAAACAAAUGGCUCAAGCACAAGGCAAAUGCUCCCAAAGUUCAGAGAUGGAUCCCUGGAGGCAACAGUAUGAGCAGUUGUUUGCUAAAGUCAGACCAUUCCAGGAACAGCUCAAUGCAUUUGCAGCAGAGCGAGAUGCACUACUCAAUGAGAAUGGGGCAAACCAGGAGGAGUUAAAUAAGUUGGCUGGUGCUUACGCUCACUUGCUUGGCCACCAGAACCAGAAACAAAAGAUCAAACAUGUGAUGAAGCUGAAAGAUGAGAACAUCUCCCUGAAACAGGAGGUGUCUAAGCUUCGCUCCCAGGUGAGCCGACAAAAGAGUGACCUGGAGCAGCUGAAGUCAAAGCUCCCUGGUGCUCCACGCCGCAGGUUUGAUCCCAGCAAAGCUUUCCAGCACAACAAAGAGAACAGGCAAACUGAAGCAACUGAACCACUGAAAGAAGGAAAUCAUCAUGCAUAAUGGAUCUCUUCCUGCAGACAAGAACUGACAACUAAUUGGCUGAUUUAAUUUGAAUUAAAUUUUUAUGGUUUGGCCUUUUGAAUACUCAUCAUCCUCUUACAAGUGUUAACUGUAUUCUCACAUGCUGAUGUUUUACAGCCCUUUGUGGCAAGUAGUUUGUGGAUUUACAUUUUCUCUACUGACUUUUAAAAAUGUUUUAGGAUCAGACUUUGUGUGUGUGCAAGAGCGGUGUGUGAAACUAAUGAGGGCACAGGUGGAUGCAAGUUUUAAGUAUAGCAUACAAAUGCAAGAUGCAUUUUGUUGGGUGAAGUAUAUGCUUGGAGCCUCUUAGCAAAAUUUAGGGCAGCAGAACCAGUCACUAUCUAAUGUGGAAAUGCUAUUAAAUCUUUUUGUUUGUAAAUAAAGACAGAUUUUAAU
This is a messenger RNA of Monopterus albus (swamp eel), 3509 nucleotides long. It is a transcript of the gene hmmr, whose product is annotated as hyaluronan-mediated motility receptor (RHAMM). Gene Ontology annotation, molecular function: hyaluronic acid binding. Bases 105 to 3092 code for a protein of 995 amino acids. The record is from RefSeq and is a predicted model, not a curated record. NCBI's taxonomy places the organism in Eukaryota, Metazoa, Chordata, Actinopteri, Synbranchiformes, Synbranchidae. Gene Ontology annotation, cellular component: membrane. The transcript is spliced from 20 exons.